CUCAUAGUCGCAUUCUCAAGUCUCUCUUCUUUCUUUCGCAACAAUAUUUUUCCUGCUUCCAUUUACUGAAGAGAAAAAAACAUGUCAACUAAAAAAAAGGUAGUGGAAAUCAAAGAAGAUUCGAACUUGUUUGAACUUGUCGGAAGCAUAGUAGAGAAGGGGUUUUCUUCAGAAUCAUCAUCACAAUCCUGCAACAAGAGGAAUCCUAUUUCUUUCCCUCAACCCACUGUUCUUCCUUUCCCUGUUGCCCGUCAUCGCUCCCAUGGACCUCAUUGGGCACCUUUGGGAAGUGAAAUGGAUGUUGAGGAUGGCAAUGAGGAUGAGGAUGAUAAGGAUUUUAACACUAUACCAUCUACCUUUGCUGUUCCUAUACAAAAGAAAGAAAAAAAGGGGUUAAGCUUUAAUAACUGGAAGGAAAUUCUUCAACGGGAUUCUUUAAGCAAAGGAACUGGAGUUGCUAAGCCUACGGUACGGCAUUCGGUUAAAGGAAAGCGAGAAAGAGAAGAAUCUGGUAACAUUGCCAAGAACAGUACUUGUGAGCCAUUUUUGUCCAGGUCUAUGGAAUUUGAGAGAGUACCAAGUACAAGUACUGAGACAGUAAUGAGUUCAGCAAUUGGUGUUAGGAAUGUGGACCAAGCAAUGCUGGAUUCUUUUCUUAAGAAUGUGGAGAGGGAGCAGGUUUCUACACCUCUUGAGGUGCAAAUUGACGAGGAAAAUCGUUCCCGCUUACAACAAAUGUCACAUGAUGAGAUUGCAGAAGCUAGAGCUGAGAUACUGGAGAAAAUGAAUCCGGGGUUAUUAGAGAAACUGAAGAAACGAGGAGAAAACAAAGUUGGAAAGGCUAAAAAUUUGCAAUCAAAUAGAGAUACUGGAUGUGAGACAGGUAGUCGUCUGGAUGCGAAACCGAUUAGUGAGGAUUUAAAGAGCAAAGAGGGUUCACCCUCCGCAGAGGCUAAAUGUUCUCCAGCAAUGACUCCCAAGGAUGUUCAAAUUGGUGGUAUGAAAAUAUCGAACAAACCAAGUAGUGAGAUUUGGAAUGCCUGGAGUGAGAGAGUCGAGGCAGCAAGGAUGUUAAGGUUUUCUUUGGGUGGUCAUGUUUCUGGUAUUGUUCCCAAGCACAGUCAAUAUAAUGCUGAUAAUAUUGCUGAACGCGACUUCUUACGCACCGAGGGGGAUCCUGGUGCUCUAGGAUAUACAAUUAAAGAGGCAAUAGCCCUUGGUAGAAGCAUGGUAGCAGGACAACGAUCCCUUGGACUGCAGCUCCUUGCAUCUGUCUUUGAAAAGGCUUUAUUUAACCUGCAACAAAGUGAAGUUGGCUGUGAUAUGAAAAAACCUUGUACCAAUGACAAGUCCGUUGACUGGCAGGCUGUCUGGGCUUUUGCUCUUGGACCAGAACCUGACCUUGCUUUGUCUCUGAGGAUGGCUUUGGACGAUAACCACAUUUCUGUAGUUUUGGCCAGUGUAAAAGUUAUACAUUGUUUGUUGAGCUGUGACAUGAAUGAACGCUUCUUCGAUUUGUCACAGAAACUGGCCACUUAUGAUAAAGAUAUGUAUACUUCCCCUGUAUUUAGAAGUCGACCAAAGAUUGAUGUUGGUUUUCUCCAAGGAGGCUUUUGGAAGUACAAUGCAAAACCUUCAAGCAUUAUCCCUUCAGGUGAUGAGGCAGUUGAUGCUGAAACUGAGAACGAGCGUACUAUUCAAGAUGAUAUUGUUAUUGCUGGUCAAGAUAUUGCGUCGGGGCUGGUUAGGAUGGGACUUCUUCCCAGAAUUUGCUAUCUUUUGGAGACAGAUCCUGCUGCGGGUUUGGAAGAAUACCUCGUUUCUAUACUUAUUGGAAUAGCCAGGCACUCCCCAACCUGUGCAGAUGCUAUUAUUAAAUGCCCUAGGCUUGUUCAAGCGGUUGUUAGCAGGUUCACUGGGAAAGACAGCCAUCCUUCUCCUUCUAAGAUAAAGAUCAUCACCCUUGUAAAGGUACUGGCUCAGUCAGACAAGAAAAACUGCGUUAACUUUAUCGAAAAGAGGAUAAUCUUGGCUGUAAUGUGGAAUUUGUUUAAAGAUCCAGUGUCCCUUGACCUCUGGAUGAAAUCAGGGAAAGAAUACUGCAAACUCAUGUCUGCUAUGAUGAUUGAACAACUACGCUUAUGGAGAGUCUGCGUUGAGUAUGGGUAUUGCGUAUCUUACUUCACUGAUAUUUUCCCUUACCUGUGCAUGUGGUUGGGUCCUCCUUCCAACAAACUCAUAGAGAAUAAUCUCCUCGGUGAAUUUGCUUCCAUCACAAGGGAAGCAUACAUUCUUCUGGGUGCUCUUGUUAGAAGACUCCCGAACCUUCAUUACAGGGAACAGCUAAAAGUGCAACCACUAGAAAAUCCAAAUUGUAAUGCAGAAUCUUGGAGUUGGAGCUUUGUUAGUCCGAUGGUUAAGUUUGCACUAAAGUGGAUAUCCUUUGAGAGUGACCCUUGUCUCAGUGAAAUUUUUGGUUGCAACAAAAUAAGUAAUAACUCCCAAGAUCCUUCUUUGAGUAGUUGUUUGUGGGUUAUUUCAUCUGUUAUGUACCUGCUUAGAGGUAUACUUGUAAAAGUGGCACCAGAAGGUUCUAAUAGUUCGCAUGAAAGUGGAGGUCGUGUGCCAUGGUUGCCAGAAUUUGUCCCCGAAAUUGGACUUGCAAUCUUGAAAAACAGAUAUCUGAAUAUUGGUGAUACUGUACUUUCGGAAGGAGGCUCGUUAGUUAAGGACCUAUGUGAUUUGAGACUUCACAGUAAUAUUGAAAUAUCGUUAUCGUCUGUUUGUUGCCUUCAUAGGCUAGUUCAGCUUAUAGUUUCUCUGGACAAAUUGAUACAGCUAGCUAAGAGAGAAAUUCAAAAAAUUUCCUCCUCAGAAAAUAACUUUUCAGGUGAGGGAGAUAUACUAGAGAGUGGAAUAGUUAUUUGGACCCAAGAUCAAUUGCGGAGUGUACUAGAAACCAUCAUGGCAUUGGUUUCCUCUGGGUGGGAGAAGGUGCAUGCCAUUGAGACAUUUGGCCGUGGAGGUCCUGCUCCAGGUGUUGGACUUGGUUGGGGUGCUUCCGGUGGAGGAUUUUGGUCAGGGUUGGUUUUACUUGAACAAACAGAUGCACGGUUGCUCAUGAACUUGCUUGAUAUAUUUCAGAUAGACUACGGAAGACAUAUUUCUACAGUUGACGAUGUGAACUUCACAUUUGUUGCUCAAAGGAUUAUUUCAGUGCUUGGAACAAGCUUAACUCUAGGACCAAGGGAUACCUAUAUCAUGGAGAAUGUGUUGGAUUUCUUACUCCAACCUUCAGUUCUGAAGUACCUGAAUCUCUUUGUUUGCCAAUUUCUACACCUUAAGAGGUCUAUCAAUCCAUGUAUAUGCGCACAUAACGAGGAGGACUACCUGCGCUUCAGUAAGAUAUUAAAUUCCCACUUCAGAAAUAGAUGGCUAUGUGAAAAGAAGAAAACUAAAGUUGUAGAAGGUGGUGUUGAUCUCAGCCAGGAUACAUCUGAGAAAGGCGGCAAUGCUCUGGACACGAUUUACGAGGAUUCCGAGGACAAAUCAGAUGCUGUUGCUGGUAACCCUCAUUGCACUUCUUUGGUGGUAGAGUGGGCUCACCAGAGACUGCCCCUCCCUUUGCAUUGGUUUCUCAGUCCAAUCUCAACUGUUGCUGGCAUUGGAGGUGCUAUUGAGCUUCCAAAUGGCUCUGAUUUGCCAAAUAGCAUGUGUCCACCUAGCCCCGGAGAGGCUUUUGAUCUAGCCCAAAGUGGACUUUUCCUUCUUUUAGGUCUCGAAUCUCUAUCCACUCUCCCGAGCUCUGGCCUGCAAGCAUCUCCGGUUAGUCGCGUGCCGUUAGUGUGGAAAAUACAUUCUUUAUCUGUGGUUUUACUGGUUGGAAUGGGUCUGCUGUAUGACGAGAAUAGCAGGAACACAUAUGAAACUUUGCAAGAUCUGUAUGGACUACUUCUUGACGAAUCAAGAUGCCAAAGAAGCAUCGAACCUUUGGCGGAAAAUUCAUUGCUAGAAACCAGAAUUAAAGAUGCAGUUCUUAAGUUUCAGACAGAUGUCCAUGAGAGUUAUUCCACAUUUGUUGAGACUCUUGUCGAGCAAUUCGGUGCUAUAUCUUAUGGGAAUUUGGUCUAUGCUCGGCAAGUUGCAGUAUAUCUACAUCACUCUGUUGAGGCCCCUGUCCGGGUUGCUGCAUGGAAUGCACUGUCUGGUGCCCAUCUUCUUGAAUUGUUGCCACCGCUAGAAAAAUGCAUCGCUAAGGCUGAAGGAUAUUUAGUGUCUGAGGAUAAUGAAGGGAUUCUAGAGGCGUACUUGAAAUCGUGGGUGUCUGGGACUCUUGAUAAAGCUGCAGUUAGAGGAUCAAUGGCAUUUACUAUCGCACUGCACCAUCUCUCAUCUUUCGUUUUUCAAUAUACUGCGGAUGACAAGCUAACUCUAAGGAAUAAAAUUGCAAGGUCUCUUUUGCGUGACUUCUCGCGCAAAAAGCAACAUGAGGCCAUGAUGUUGGACUUGAUACGGUAUGCCAAGACUGGAACAUCUCAAGAGCAUAAAUUGGAGCCGGAAACAAGUGAAAUUGAGAAAAGAUUCAAGAUUUUAACAGGAGCCUGUGAAGGAAAUUCUGCUCUUCUUUCUCAAGUUGAGAAGCUCAAGUCUUUCUUUCUCCACUGAACAGAUUAGAUCGUGCUAUAUUGUUGUGUUGCUGAGGUUACCCACCAUGUUACUCCGCCUCCCACUCUUUUUGUCUCUCUUACUGUGUUUCAAAGGAGCAUGCUGUUGCAUUGAGGAAUUUUGUAUAUGAUCGUAUCAUGUGUAGAAACCAAGAUUUAAUACAAGCUUUGUAAAAAAAAUGACAAUUCGACAA
Papaver somniferum (opium poppy) is the source of this 4858-nucleotide messenger RNA. RefSeq names its product transcriptional elongation regulator MINIYO. The coding region runs from base 82 to 4665 and encodes 1527 amino acids. The transcript is spliced from 10 exons. NCBI's taxonomy places the organism in Eukaryota, Viridiplantae, Streptophyta, Magnoliopsida, Ranunculales, Papaveraceae. The record is from RefSeq and is a predicted model, not a curated record.